Molecule: messenger RNA, 282 nt
Organism: Saxophila tyrrhenica
Lineage: Eukaryota; Fungi; Ascomycota; Dothideomycetes; Mycosphaerellales; Extremaceae
Exons: 2
Coding region: 1-282 (93 amino acids)
Source: RefSeq, a predicted model, not a curated record
AUGUCAUCGAUGACGCCCCAAUCAUUGCGACGGUACACAUUGACCGCGUCCGUGACGGCCAUUACCGUGACCGGCGCUCUGUACGGCGCAGGCUUGAAGACGCGGCAGGAACACAAACAGGAGAAGAGCGCUGCUCUCGAAGCAUCACCGGCAGAGAAGCUCGAACAUCUGGAAGUCUCAAAGACCAAGCUUCUACGGCAACGAGCAGAGCUACAGAGCAAGAUCGACAGACUUGCCGUAAAGACGAAAGAAACUCCUCAAGGCCCACUGUCUCAGACUUAA